AUGGAGAGAUGGUGUGGGCCGCGCUCGGGAUCCCCUGAACCGCCGCCCCGCCGUCCCUGGGCCUCCAGGGUGCUGCAGGAGGCGACCAACUGGCGGGCGGGGCCCCCGGCCGAGGCCCGAGCCCGGGAGCAAGAGAAAAGGAAAGCGGCAUCGCAAGAGCGGGAGGCCAAGGAGACCGAGCGAAAAAGGCGCAAGGCUGGUGGGGCCCGAAGGAGCCCCCUCGGUCGGCCCCGCCCGGAACCUCGGAACGCCCCUCGGGUGGCCCAGCCUGUAGGGCCCUCAGCUCCUUCACGACCCGAGCGCCUGGGGCUGGCGGGGCGACCGCCCCGUCCAUCCGCGCAGCCUCAGAGCGACCCAGGGGCGGCGUGGGCGGGGCCCUGGGGAGGUAGGCGGUCAGGGCCCCCCAGCUACGAGGCACACCUGCUGCUAAGGGGCGCAGCCGGGACGGCCCUGCGACGACGCUGGGACCGCCCGCCACCCUACGUGGCUCCACCUUCUUACGAAGGCCCCCACAGGACCUUGGGGUCUAAGCGAGGCCCCGAGCCCUCCCAGGCGCCCGCCUCAGCAGCCUGUGCUCCGACUCCGGCCAGGACAGAGGGAGGGUUCACAAAGAAGAGGCUGGAUCCUCGGAUCUAUCGGGACGUCCUCGGGGCUUGGGGUCUCCGACAGGGACGGGGUCUCCUGGGGGGAUCCCCAGGCUGUGGAACAGCCAGGCCAAGGCUGGAGUCCGGCAAAGGGGCCGUGGAGAAAAGCCUGGGGCUGGCUAGUGCCGGCCCGAAUAGUGGUAGUGACAGCCAUCCCCAAGCCAAAGCUGCUGGGAGCCCAAGCUCGGAGACAGCUCCUGCGGGGUUGGCCGCUGCGACUCCCAGCCCACCGCGUCCCGCUCCCAGGUCCAGGCCCCAUCUCAAGGGCCCCGGGGAAGGGAAAGAAAGUAGGGAACAGAGCUGGCUCCCCAAAUGCUGGAUUCCCUCCCUUAAAAGGCAGCCACCGCGACAUAGCCAGACCCUCCCCAGACCCUGGGCUCCAGGAGGCACUGGAUGGAGAGAGUCCCUGGGUCAUAGAGAGGGGGCAGGACCUGAGACCUUGGAGGGUUGGAAAGGGGCCCGCCGCGCCCACACCCUGCCCCGCAGCUCCCGCGGCCCUGCUCGGGGAGAAGGCGUCUUUGUCAUUGACGCCACGUGCGUGGUGAUACGCUCCCAGUACGUUCCAACCCCUCGAACCCAGCAUGUACAGCUUCUGCCCAAUGGGGUGCCGCGCGUCGGGGGGGAUGCCCCUAACCAACCGAAGCCCAACAAGGAAGAGGUCGAGGGAGUCGCGGCCUUUCCCUCCCCAUGCCAAAAACUGCUGUUGAGCAGUCGCCUUUCACACCAGCUCGGUGGGGGGCGAGGGUUCGAAGCUGAGGGCGGGAAGCCCCCGGACUCCUCCUUGGAGGAGCGCGCCUCGCGCAUCUUGGGGCUCCCGGUUGGCGAAGUAAACCUGCAGGACGCCCCCACGCAGCCAGGUAGCCCAGAGCGCUCAGUCUUAGGCCCACCGGCUUCGGGAGGCGCGGGCAGUGCCGAGGGCUCGGAGGAAGUGGCGGCUGUCCCGCGGCGCGCGGGCCGGGGCUGGGCGCGGACCCCAGGGCCCUACGCCGGGGCCCUGCGGGAAGCCGUGUCCCGCAUCCGGCGUCACACUGCCCCGGACUCGGACUCAGACGAAGCUGCGGAGCUCAGCGUCCACAGCGGCUCUUCUGAUGGAAGCGACACCGAAGCCUCGGGCGCCUCCUGGCGAAAUGAGCGGCCCCGGCCCGGGGAAGGCGGGAAGACGGCAGAGCUGAGCGACAGUAUCCGAGAGAUUCUAGAUGUCAUCAACCGAACCGAGGAGGCCUUCUUCGGAGAAAGGGACACUAAGGGGAUGCCACAGGGAAAUAGGGAGCAGCAGUGA
Puma concolor (puma) is the source of this 1923-nucleotide messenger RNA. Lineage: Eukaryota; Metazoa; Chordata; Mammalia; Carnivora; Felidae. The record is from RefSeq and is a predicted model, not a curated record.